UUGAGCUUUGAAUGAGGGGCCGUCAUCCCGGCGGAUCGGAGGUGAAAAAUACACUUUAAAGUGUCUCUGUAUGCAUUUAAAAUGAACAAGCAGGCUUUUCCGACAGGCACCUGACCGACCGUUCAGCAGCUGUUUCACCUCCCUGUCGGGUUUCUUUGGAUGUGCUACUCUCUGCUCCCUUCCAGCGUAUCGUGCUUCUGAUAUUCCUUAGGACUCGUUAAGACCAAUGCCUUAGUUCUGAUUUAACACCACCCAAAAGUACAUACAUAGAUCCGUCUUAUAUAGGUUAUUUCCAGCAGGAAUUCAGACCCCAUAUAAUCUCCCCGUUUUCAUUUUAAGUUGGAUUAAGAGGUCACAUCAGGACACUCUUAAGUCCACAUAAACAUACACAAGCCACCAUGUCCUCCAUCCUUCCCUUCACUCCCCCUGUUGUGAAACGCCUCCUGGGAUGGAAGAAGACUCCAGCAGGGAGCGCAGGAGCAGGAGGAGGGAUCGGAGGGGUCGGGGAGCAGAAUGGGGGAGGGCAGGAGGAGAAAUGGUGCGAAAAAGCUGUGAAAAGCCUGGUGAAGAAGCUGAAGAAGACGGGGCAGCUGGACGAACUAGAGAAAGCCAUCAGCACGCAGAACAGCAACACAAAGUGUGUCACCAUACCUAGCAAUUGCUCAGACCUUUGGGGUCUCGGCUCAGGCCACACGAUAGAGCAGUGGGACUCUGCAGGCAUGUACGGAUACCAUGACCACAGCAGGUCGCUGGACGGGCGUCUUCAGGUGUCUCAUCGUAAGGGCCUGCCUCAUGUCAUCUACUGCCGCUUGUGGAGAUGGCCUGACCUUCACAGCCACCACGAGCUGAGAGCAAUCGACACCUGCCAGUUUGCUUUCAACCUCAAGAAGGACGAAGUGUGUGUCAACCCCUACCAUUACCAGAGAGUGGAGACACCUGUGCUGCCUCCAGUGUUGGUCCCACGCCAUACAGAGAUUCUGACAGAGCUUCCACCUCUAGACGACUUCACAAACUCCAUCCCUGAAAACACCAACUUCCCUGCAGGAAUAGACCCUCCUAACAACUAUAUACCAGACACUCCUCCACCUGGCUACAUGAGUGAAGAUGGAGAAACCAGCGACCAGCAGAUGAAUCAAAGUAUGGAAUCAGGUUCACCAGCAGAAAUGUCACCAAGCACCUUGUCACCUGUCAGCCAUGGCCUCGAUCUCCAGCCGGUCACCUACAGUGAACCAGCUUUCUGGUGCUCUAUAGCUUACUAUGAGCUGAACCAGCGGGUUGGAGAGACCUUCCACGCCUCGCAGCCCUCUCUGACCGUCGAUGGCUUCACCGACCCCUCCAACUCUGAACGCUUCUGUUUAGGGCUCCUCAGCAACGUUAACAGAAACGCAACUGUUGAAAUGACGAGGAGACAUAUAGGUCGUGGUGUGAGGUUGUAUUACAUCGGAGGGGAGGUGUUCGCCGAGUGCCUCAGCGACAGUGCCAUUUUUGUCCAGAGUCCCAACUGCAACCAGCGAUACGGCUGGCACCCCGCUACAGUCUGCAAAAUCCCACCAGGUUGUAAUCUGAAGAUUUUCAACAACCAGGAGUUUGCGGCUCUGCUGGCCCAGUCGGUCAAUCAGGGAUUUGAGGCGGUGUACCAGCUAACCAGGAUGUGCACCAUCAGAAUGAGCUUCGUCAAGGGCUGGGGAGCAGAGUACAGACGUCAGACCGUCACCAGCACCCCCUGCUGGAUCGAGCUGCAUCUCAACGGCCCCCUCCAGUGGUUGGACAAGGUGUUGACCCAGAUGGGUUCCCCCUCAGUGCGCUGCUCCAGUAUGUCCUAAACAGGGUCCUGGUGGAGCCCGUUUAGAGUCCAACUGACAUUUGAGUGUUUGAACAGUAAAGGAGACCACCAUGCAGUCUUAAAUGAUGUACAAACAACAACAUAGGAAGACCUAUUCCACCGUGGACCUGGAGGACGAGAGCAUGACAUCUGUAGUGGACAUCAGUGGAAUGUUAACGGUGAUGUGGCAGUGGACCCUUUGGCUCUGUUGGAUCAACGUCAAGCAAACAACAAGAGAAACCCAAAGCAGGACGGAGCUUUACUGUCCUCCCAGAGACCCAGCAGCAGCAGCAGUUCUGGGGAUCGAGCAUGUGACCUUCUCUUUACAGGACGGUCUGUCCACCCACUCGUUCAUCCUGCCUCCUCACUACCUACCUACCACAGCACAACUCUGGUUCAGUGUCAGUAUUUACAUUUCCACCAGGCUGACCAACAGUAGUACUGCCACUCCAGGCUCAUGCUCAACCAAAGUCAACUUCAUGCCUGGACAUGAUUAAUUUUUUUUCUUUCUUGGUUUUGGUGACCAAACAUCCAUUGUUUUUUUUAAAAUUAUUUUUUAUUUGAGAUGUUCUCCUUCUCUACUUGUCAGUUCUCUGUUAUGAUGGACUUAAACGGUCUCUAACUCUUACAGCGGUACUGUAAGACUGUACUGUAAACACACGCACUCUUUCCAAUCCACACACCAACUAACUUUGUUUUGGCAAAUAAUUUUUUCUGCGUCCUAAAUGCCAGUUGGUCCUGUUCAAGCAUAGCUGCAACUAAGAACUGUAUAUUUUAUACUUCUGUGAGGAGUUUUCCUCUUAAUGUGUGAUCAGUGACUACCUAGCACAGACAAUUUGAAUAAGUAAGUUGAGGAAUUCUCAGAGCAAGAGCAUCCAACCUGUCACCCCACUGGAACCUUAUUAAAGCUGUUUUUUUUGGAUGGUAAAACGCUCAGACGAAGUUAGAAACAGUCCAGUCUGAAGCCCACUCACUCUGCUUCCACUCUGCAUGCUCUUGCUCUCUCUUUCCUGCAUUCUCCUCGUUAUAUUUUUAUAAUUACAUAUGCUUGUUUAUGAGGAGGAGCUCUGUGAAGGACUUGAGGAUAUACAGGAUGAAGACUAAAUGCGAUGUUGCCUAAUUCUGUCUAACAGAUAAAGAGAUAAACUCCAAUCACUUAGUGUAGAAAAUGCACAGGCCUCUCCAGAUACUUGGACUGAUGCACAGUUUUUUCUCCAAUUACUGAUGUUUUAUUGAUAGGAAAAGUCUCCCGAUGUGGGACUUUAAUUUAUAAAAUGACUUCUAUACUUUACUUGCACUGCCCCAAAUUAUGCACCCUUAAGAAAGUUGCCUUUGAUGUAAAAUACUGAAAGAUAUGCUGUGGAUUGUACAGACAGAAAGUGUUGAAGAGCCCAGUAGAAUUUGAGAUGAUUACAGAAGAAAUGCCCCUAUUUUAGAAUACUCCCUGUAAAGAUUUUGGUCUUUAAAUUGGCUUAUUAACGAGUGUCUGAAGCAUUCGAUUGAUUUAAUGAUUUAAAAGCCAGCUGGUACCUCCAUUGGUAUUUUAGAUGAAAGUAUCUAAGCUUUAAAUAUUAAAACAAGCUAGUUAAUACUACACAGUUAUUUUUCUUUACACAUUCUUUUAGCUACAUUUUUGUAUUUUCAUGUAUUUUUUAUAUAUAAAUAUAUUUAAAACCUUCAAAGCUUUCUUCCUUUUUGUUAGGAUUGUUGUUUUUUUUUUUUAGAAUAUACCUUCUGUUUGAAAUGAUUACAGCUUGAUGAUGAUUUGUGACGUAUGUAGCAUAGGAUAGAACAUUUUCACACAAGUUUUACCACUGAAAGCAGGUUUUUUUCAUGAUUGUGAGCUCAGUGAAUGAAAAGUUCUCCUUAUUCCUUCAAAACAGAAUUUGGCGAGGGGAUCUUAUCAGCUGUUAUAGAAAUAAAGGUAGUUUCUUGCCUUAUUGGUACCAUUUUUUCAUCUCUGGGGGGUUUGACCAAAGAUUGAUUGAAGGUAUUGGAUCUAUUGGCUUGACUGUAGUAUUUAAAAUGUUGUUUUGAGUGUUGGUUCGAUGCUCUACAUGAAGGUGAAUAUUUCACAGGUGCACACCGCAGACGUAAGAACAUGAAAGUGUUUAAAUGACUGACUUUUUGCGUAUUAGUUUGUAUUCCAGCAGCAGGGUGAUACAGUAUUAUGCUCAGCAUAGCAGCAGUCGGUAUUAAUUCAGAUAUCUGUCAUUGGAAGGUGAAUUUGUUGAAUUCCGUCUUACUUUAACAACCCAGGACAUUCCAGUUUCAGAACACUUGUACAAGGUAAAUUUUUUGUUUACAUUCGGUUAUCAUAUGAUGUCCCUCUGUACUGUAUUCCUCACGUGCAAGCCAGCGUUUCAUGCACGACGUUCCCGAGAAAACUGAGAUUUUAAGCGGGACAUGUAAAUAGACGUUAAUGGGACGAGGUUGGGAUUUGCCUCGGUGUCACAUUCCAGUUUCCCUUUGUCCAAACCGACAGCGGUCCUCGGCGUGCACAUGAACAUAAACACGUUUUCUACUUCAUCAUUCACCCCUGACUUUACCAAUUAGCUGUAGAACACCAAAAUGAACGGUUAAUGAAGUUUAUCACAUAAGGGCUGAGACACAGAGUCCAGAAAUGCUGUUUAAUCAACCAUAAAGUCAGCGUCCUGCAGAGACUCAACAUUAGCGUUUGAGAGCUCAGAUUGAUGGAUGAACGCUGGUCCUGCAGGAGAGCCGGUGUUUAUGUUGUUCGACCCAGGGACAUCAUGAACUGUGCUUUUUUUUCCUUCAUUCACCUGUAAGCAGACUGAAAGCAGCCACAUGUGGUGAUGUUUGUCUCUAGAUAUGUUUCUGUUCACCUGUCUUGUGUUUUUGCUGUCUUUUUUUUCAUUUAGUAGGGAAAAUGUAAACUGGAUCGUUGUUUUCACUGAAACAGAACUGUAGUGUUUCCUUUAAGUUUGUUCUAUGCAGCGACAUGAAACAGUCCCCGGUAUGAAACAUACGUCGUGUCUUUUCUGAUGGCUUCACACGCCGUCUCGUGCAUUUUGCCAGGAUCCAGCAAAAGCCUUUGGUCUACUUUUUAUUUCUUCCUUUCUCCCUGUUGCUACCUGACAUUUCACCCUGAAACCCACCAGAUCUCCUCACCUUCUGAAGGAAACCAGAGGAGGUUUCAACACUUUCUGAAGGUCCACAUUCCUCUCUGCAGAUCACAGGUUGUGUUUUUCUUUCUGUUAUCGUGAUGACAGUUGCAUCUCACCAGAUGAGCCUCUUUCUGGUGGCUUUUUGGAGAAAGCGAAGCUUCUACAUGUCACUAGUGAUGUUCUAUAGUCGUACUUUUUGUUUUACCAUACAUGCUGUUCCUUUAACAGAGUGUAUUCCAUUAGACAACCAUCUGUUAGGGUUUCUGUCUUCUUCAAACACUGAUGACCUUCAUAGGCUUUCCAGCUAUCCUGCAUAUACAACUUCUUACAGUGUACACUAAUAAAGCUGUUUUAAUUCAA
Messenger RNA from Amphiprion ocellaris (clown anemonefish), 5310 nucleotides. It is a transcript of the gene smad2, whose product is annotated as SMAD family member 2. Gene Ontology annotation, cellular component: heteromeric SMAD protein complex. Lineage: Eukaryota; Metazoa; Chordata; Actinopteri; Pomacentridae. The transcript has 11 exons. Gene Ontology annotation, molecular function: I-SMAD binding; RNA polymerase II cis-regulatory region sequence-specific DNA binding; DNA-binding transcription factor activity, RNA polymerase II-specific. The record is from RefSeq and is a predicted model, not a curated record. Gene Ontology annotation, biological process: BMP signaling pathway; regulation of transcription by RNA polymerase II; SMAD protein signal transduction. Bases 399 to 1823 code for a protein of 474 amino acids.